AACUUAAGGUAGUCUAGGCGGAAUAAGUGAUAUUUUCGGUUCUGGGAGAUUGUGCCGUUUUCCCGUUUCUCAAGGGCGCAGGAAAGCCGAAUCAUGGAUAAUUAUGUAAUAAUUAAAAUGAUUGGAGAAGGAGCAUUUGGCAAAAUAUUCUUAGCCAGAAAAAAAGAGGAUAAUCAACAAUGUGUUAUCAAGGAGAUCAAUUUAACUAAGAUGCCAAGGAAGGAAAAAGAAUCAUCUCAAAAAGAAGCAACUCUUCUAGCCAAGAUGAAGCAUCCCAAUAUUGUAGCUUUCUAUGCUUCCCUUCAAGAGAAAAAUAACUUGUAUAUUAUGAUGGAAUAUUGCGAUGGAGGGGACCUGAUGAAGAGAAUAAAUAUGCAAUAUGGAGUGCUGUUUGAUGAGGAUAAGAUCUUGGGUUGGUUCGUGCAAAUUGCCUUAGGUCUGAAGCAUAUUCAUGACAGAAAGAUUCUGCACAGAGACAUAAAAACACAGAACAUUUUUCUUAGCGGUAAUGGAAUAACAGCAAAACUGGGAGAUUUUGGAAUUGCAAGGGUGUUGAACAACACGAUGGAAUUUGCUAAUACCUAUGUAGGAACACCAUAUUACCUAUCACCUGAAAUCUGUGAAAAUAAACCAUAUAACAAUAAAACAGAUAUAUGGUCUCUUGGCUGUGUGUUAUAUGAGUUGUGUACUUUAAAGCAUCCUUUUGAAGGCAACAAUUUGCCCCAACUUAUAUUGAAGAUCUGCAGAGGCCAUUUCAUUCCUGUGUCUGUGAAGUAUUCUUCUGAUCUGAGAUUGUUACUAUCCCAGUUGCUUAGAACAUCUCCAAGAGAUCGCCCUUCUAUUAACUCUAUUUUUAAAAAAGCCUUUUUGGAGAAGCAGAUAAAGAAUUAUUUGCCACCUGAGAUCAUUGAGGCAGAAUUUAGUCAUACUGUUAUUCACAGGAAAAAAUCAUCACCUUCAUCAUCAGGUCAGAAACGAAGACUCCAUGAUUAUCGCUCUCCAAAAAUCAAGAUGGAAAUGCUCCCUAGAAAAUUAUUGCAUAAAAAUGAAUGCUAUUCUCCUUCAAGGAUUCAGGAUCCAAUUAUUAAGCCCUUGGGUCCUGCGUUUAAAAUAUGUGAGAAGCCAGACAUCAUUAGAAUGUGUGGACAUUAUGACCAUUAUUACGUAAAACUGGCAAACUUGCAGAAGAGAGCUUUGGUCCAAGAUGAUGAUCCCUGUAUUGGCCAGAGAAUGGAACAAUAUUAUAAGCAGAAAGGACAAGAACCACCUCUUCCUCCAUCUCAUGGACCUUCCGAGUAUCUUCAGAGACGAUUUAAUGCUCGGCAAAACAAGUUAAAAGUAGAGAAGCAACUGGGGCUACGGCCAUCAUCUGCUGAGUUUUGUCAGCUGCAGAAUCAAGAAAUGAAGGAAGAACAGCUCAAAGUCUGUAAUAAUGCUCUUCCUCAAAACAAUGAAAUGAAAGAACAGUCCAAUAACUUUAUGCAGGAGUAUCUGAAGCAGCUGCAUGAAAUUCGCCAACAGUACCAGAGUGAAGUAAAUGAAAUUCGUGUUAAAGCAGUUAAGGAAAAUAAAAACCUAAGGGAAAAAACCUAUAUUGUGAAACAGGGAAAGAGUGAGGACCAGUCUGUUCCUAAUACUAAUUAUGAAGAAAGAAAUGAACCAGGCCAGGACAUGGAACAAAACUUGAAACAAAUUGGACUGCAGAGAUGGCAGGAGAAGAACAACCCCGAAGUACAACAGAAAGCAAAGGGAGGUGUAAAGUUUCAGGUUAAUUUAACAGAUGAUGCAGCAGAUGAAAAAAACAUCCAGGAAGAAAAUGAGCAGCAUGAUGAACUUAAUGAAACACUGACUUUUGAACAUGGGGAAAACCUUAAGAAAAAACUGGAGGAGGAAUUAUGGCAUUGGAGGAUGGAAGUUGAUAAUGAAGAUGUGAUAAACGAAAGAAAACAUUGGCAAAUCUCAACUCCACAGACACUACUGAAUCUCUUAGAAAAUGCAGAUAUCACAUCUGUAUGGAAUACUAUGGACGAAGCUGGCCAGAUAAAUGAAAUACAUUCCGAGUUACCUGAUGCCAGGAAAAAAUGGAGCCCCAAAUUACCAAGUACUCUAAUGAAUAUGUUAGCAGAAGCAGAAUGCACCAGUGACACAUUAUGCCAAACUGAAGAACCUAAAGAAACAAUAAAUCACCAGAUUCCAGAAUCUAUUAAAGAUGCUCCAGAAAUUAAUUUAGCUGCUAACCCAGAUGAAAGUAAACUUGAUCCAAGAUCUGAUGAUGAUGAUACAAACUUUGAAGAAUCUGAAGAUGAACUAAGAGAUGAGCUAGUGGAAUCUUUAAAAAAUGUGGUAACAUCUCUAGAGGAGGAGAUUUCAAAAAAUCCAAUUGAAUCAGCAAACACAGAACAACAAAAACAAUCUAUAGCCAAUAGCAAACUUAGCAAAUCUAAUGACAGCUUGGAAGAUAAUAAUUACUUGACUGGAGAAAAACAAAGUGCAAUCAGUUAACACAUUCUUCGAUUCCAGUCCUGAUCCUGCAGUCACAAAAUCCAAGUAAAUUACUCACAGGAAAUUAAAGACAUGGUCUCUUUGACUGGCAGCUCUAGCUUCAACAGUAAGGAGAGUCAAUGGAAAAAAAGAGGCUUUAACCAGUUUUGGCUGGUGCAAAUUUUCAGCCCUAUAUGAAGAACUAUCUACCUUUGAAGACAACACAGAAGCAACAGGAGAUACAGAAUGCAGUGUCUGGAUUGAGUAGAAGAACUUGAUAGAGCAGAAUAACACUGAUUUUGAGGCCAUAUCAUUGGCUGCUAAUAAGCUUCUGAGUUCAAAUGUACUGGAUAUAUCCUUAUAUGAAAUUUGUGUUAAUAUUGGAUUGAUUUAAUGUUGGUUACCGCCCAGUCUGCACAAUUGGGGCAGGCUAUAGAUACUAUGAAAUCAAUAAAUUUCAGAGAAAUGUUUAAUGCAUUGCAGCAUACUAGUGUAUCUCCUAUCAAACAUUUCACUAUUAUGGAUUUCUGGGGAGAUUGCCUCUUGUUGAUCUUUAUUUAAAAUUCCUAAGUAUUCGGUUUCAGUAUUUAAUAGAGUUCACAAUUUGGCCAUGAAUGUCAAAAAUAUUAAACAAAUUAAAGUUAAUAAUGUAUAAUGUUUAUCACAUGCGAAUCAUAAUAAGUAGCAUUUGCUACUUUUUAGGACUAUGAGUGAACAGAGAAAACCUGAGAUAAUCAUGUAAAAUCUUGAUGAGAAUAUAAUAUCUGGUUAUUAAUAGUAAGUAUUGAUGGCAGUUUAUAUACCAUUUUAGGUCAGGCCACUAUAGUAAAUCGCCAUGCGAAUUUGAUGUAGUAUUGAGGACAGAAUGUCAUUUUUUGAUCUGAAAAUGCAAAUUAAACCUUAGUUACACAAUCUA
Thamnophis sirtalis is the source of this 3397-nucleotide messenger RNA. NCBI's taxonomy places the organism in Eukaryota, Metazoa, Chordata, Lepidosauria, Squamata, Natricidae. The record is from RefSeq and is a predicted model, not a curated record.